GCGCGGAGCGCCGCCGCCGCCGCCGCCGCCUCCGCCGGAGCGCGGGUGGAGGGGGGCGGGGAGAGCUGCCGGCCGCCCCGCUCCGCCGAGCCCAGCAGGAAGGAGGGCGCGAGCGGGCGAGCGCGGGCGGCGCGAGCGGAAAAAGCGCCCGCGCGGGGAAGCGAAAAGAAGGAAAGAAAGAAAGAAAACGGGCGCGAGAGGAGGGAAAAGCCAGCGAUCGAGCGAGGGCGCGCGCGAAAACUCCCGGCAGGUGUGCUAAUGACAUUGUGAUUAUAUAGGAGAAUGCCCUUAUUCCUGGGGGACAGCAGCUGAAGCGUUUAGAGAGAGAGAGACAAAAGGGCAGAGAGAGAGAGAAUCCCAAGCAGGCUCCGCUUUGUCAGCACAAAGCCCAACGGGGCGUUCAAUCUCAUGAACCACGAGAUCAUGACCUGAAGUGAAAUCAAGAGUCCGAUGCUUAUCUGACUGAGCCACCCAGCACUUUCAUUUGGACCCUUGGAUGCCCACUGAACAGAUGCUUGAGACCUGCAAGUAAUUUUCAGACCAUAGCGGAACCAUAAGGCCUGUCCUUUGCGUGGGGAGAAGACAGCCCAUGUUCUGUGGAAAUGAACGGGGAGCAGCAGCUUGAUGCAGAUGCUGGAUCUGGUGUGGAAGAAGUGGAGUUAAGCUGGGAAGAUUACCUAGAAGAGACAGGGUCUGCUGCAGUACCCUACGGAUCUUUUAAACAUGUGGACACACGCUUGCAAAAUGGCUUUGCUCCUGGGAUGAAGCUGGAGGUGGCUGUGAAAACAGACCCUGAAACCUACUGGGUUGCCACCAUCAUCACCACCUGUGAGCAGUUGCUGCUGCUCCGCUACGAUGGCUAUGGCGAGGACCGGAGGGCGGACUUCUGGUGUGACAUCAGGAAGGCCGGCCUCUACCCCAUUGGGUGGUGUAAGCAGAACAAGAAGACCCUUGAAGCCCCGGAAGGCAUCAGAGACAAAGUGUCUGAUUGGGAUGAGUUUCUGCGGCAGACCCUGGUGGGAGCGUGUAGCCCUCCUGUUCCCCUGCUAGAGGGCCUCCGUAACGGGAGGAACCCUUUAGAUCUCAUUGCCCCGGGCUCCAGGCUAGAGUGUCAAGCUUUCCGGGACUUGUUGAGCACUUGGAUCGUUACGGUAGUAGAGAACAUCGGAGGAAGGCUGAAGCUGCGCUAUGAAGGACUGGAAAGUUCUGACAGUUUUGACUUUUGGUUGUAUUACUUGGAUCCAUUUCUUCAUCACGUUGGUUGGGCUGCUCAACAGGGAUAUGAGCUUCAGCCCCCAUUAGCCAUCCAGCAUCUAAAGAAUGAAGCUGAGUGGCAGGAGAUCCUGGCCAAAGUGAAAGAGGAGGAGGAAGAGCCAUUGCCAUCGUACUUAUUUAAGGACAAACAAGUGAUUAGCACUCAUUCAUUCUCUGUAAAUAUGAAAUUGGAAGCUGUGGACCCCUGGUCUCCUUUUGGGAUCUCUCCUGCUACGGUUGUUAAGGUUUUUGAUGAGAAGUACUUCCUGGUAGAAAUGGAUGAUUUGCGACCAGAGAGUCACGCACGGCGAUGUUUUGUGUGUCAUGCUGACAGUCCCGGUCUUUUCCCCGUGCAGUGGAGUCUGAAGAAUGGUUUACACAUCAGCCCCCCUCCCGGCUACCCGGGCCAGGACUUUGAUUGGGCUGACUACCUCAAACAGUGUGGUGCCGAAGCUGCUCCCCAGAGGUGCUUCCCCCCGUCAAUUACUGAGCAUGAAUUUAAGGAGAAUAUGAAGCUUGAGGCAGUGAACCCUCUUCUCCCCGAAGAAGUGUGCGUUGCCACCAUUACUGCAGUGAGAGGCUCCUACGUAUGGCUCCAGCUGGAGGGUUCUCAGAAGCCCAUACCUGAAUGUAUUGUGAGUGUGGAAUCCAUGGAUAUAUUUCCUUUGGGCUGGUGUGAAACCAAUGGCCAUCCCCUCAGCGCCCCUCGCCGAGCACGAGUCCAGAAACAGAGGAAAAUUGCAGUGGUUCAACCAGAAAAACAACUCAGAAUACCAUCCUCCAGGACUGUCCAUGAGGGCCUGAAGAAUCAGGAGCUGAACUCCACAGACUCAGUUAUGAUCAAUGGAAAAUACUGCUGUCCAAAGAUAUACUUCAACCACCGUUGCUUCUCAGGGCCAUAUCUGAACAAAGGAAGAAUCGCUGAGCUGCCUCAAUGUGUAGGACCUGGGAACUGUGUUCUAGUCCUCAGAGAGGUCCUCACCUUACUUAUCAAUGCAGCCUAUAAACCCAGUCGUGUCCUUCGGGAGCUGCAGCUAGACAAAGACUCUGUGUGGCAUGGAUGUGGGGAGGUCCUAAAAGCCAAAUACAAAGGAAAGAGUUACCGGGCUACUGUUGAGGUAGUGAAGACAGCGGACCGGGUGACCGAGUUCUGCCGGCAAACCUGCAUCAAACUGGAGUGCUGUCCUAAUCUCUUCGGCCCACGGAUGGUUCUGGACAAGUGUUCUGAGAACUGCUCUGUGCUUACAAAGACCAAAUAUACACACUAUUAUGGAAAGAAGAAAAAUAAAAGAAUCGGAAGGCCACCUGGUGGGCAUAGUAACUUAGCAUGUGCCCUGAAAAAAGCCAGUAAGAGAAGGAAGAGACGGAAAAAUGUUUUUGUCCAUAAGAAGAAACGCUCCUCUGCAUCUGUUGAUAACACCCCAGCGGGCUCGCCCCAGGGAAGUGGAGGUGAAGAUGAGGAUGAUCCAGAUGAAGGAGAUGAUGAUUCCCUAAGUGAGGGCAGUACAUCUGAGCAACAGGACGAGCUACAGGAAGAGUCAGAAACGUCCGAAAAAAAGUCAUGCUCUUCCUCUCCCACCCAAAGUGAGAUAUCUACAUCACUGCCUCCAGACAGACAACGGAGAAAAAGGGAGCUUCGCACUUUUUCAUUUUCUGAUGAUGAGAAUAAACCUCCUUCACCAAAGGAAAUAAGGAUUGAAGUUGCUGAAAGGCUUCAUCUGGACAGUAACCCCCUGAAGUGGAGUGUGGCAGAUGUUGUUCGGUUCAUCAGAUCCACCGACUGUGCUCCAUUAGCAAGAAUAUUUCUAGACCAGGAAAUUGAUGGGCAGGCCCUAUUGCUCCUUACCCUUCCCACUGUUCAAGAAUGCAUGGACUUAAAAUUGGGCCCUGCCAUCAAACUCUGCCAUCACAUAGAGAGGAUCAAGUUUGCUUUCUAUGAGCAGUUUGCCAACUGAGAAGGACAACCAAAGUGAGCUGUGUCUUUGAAGCACAAAUGCAGCGAAUCCUUCUCCCCACUCUACAAGUGGCGCUGACACGGUCCUGGGGCUCCGGGCCCUGCAGAUGUCGGCUUGCUCUCUUUGCACUUUCAGGGAAGGAGGACCCACACUGAGGAAGCAAACACUGCACAGAAGUGGCUCUCCUGCCAGUGGAAAUGUGGGCAUCUGUUGGUCAGCAGAUUGCAGUUUUAAAAAAAAUAAAGGUUGUGAAGAAAAGACUCCUGUAAGAAGAAUAAGCAUUUCCAGUGGUGUGGCCUGAAAACAAAGAAUAAUCUAGGCUGCUGGAAAGCAUCCUUAUGGUUGUUUUCUUUUUGUUCUGUUCCUUCCCAUUGUAGAGUGAACUUUGUUCUCUGCUUUCCCUUUCUUGGAAAGAGAGGACAUAGCUUUAAGUCAGCACUGAUUUGGGACUGUGCCUAAGGCACAUCAGUGCUUCAUUGUCAUUGUGUUUUUAAGCUUUUUUAAAUUAAAACAGUUCAUUUUGGGGAUGA
Neofelis nebulosa (Clouded leopard) is the source of this 3739-nucleotide messenger RNA. RefSeq names its product Scm like with four mbt domains 1 (gene SFMBT1). The transcript is spliced from 23 exons. Bases 603 to 3209 code for a protein of 868 amino acids. Gene Ontology annotation, biological process: regulation of DNA-templated transcription. Gene Ontology annotation, molecular function: transcription corepressor activity; histone binding. Gene Ontology annotation, cellular component: nucleus. The record is from RefSeq and is a predicted model, not a curated record. NCBI's taxonomy places the organism in Eukaryota, Metazoa, Chordata, Mammalia, Carnivora, Felidae.